Chrysochloris asiatica (Cape golden mole) is the source of this 2691-nucleotide messenger RNA. RefSeq names its product titin-like. The transcript has 4 exons. Bases 1 to 2691 code for a protein of 896 amino acids. The record is from RefSeq and is a predicted model, not a curated record. Lineage: Eukaryota; Metazoa; Chordata; Mammalia; Afrosoricida; Chrysochloridae.
AUGCAGCAGGAAGGCCCAGCUCAGCCUCCAAAGCCCUCUGAGGAGGUGGAAACUUCUCCUGGCCAACAGGAAGCCCCAGGUGCAGCUCUAGAACACCUUGAGGAGAUUGAACCACCUCCAAUCCAGCUAGAGGCCCCAGCUCUCCCUCCAGAGCUUCCUGAAGAAGUGGAGCCUUCUCCAGUCCACCAAGAAGCCCCUGCACUGGCUCCUCUGCUUCCCCAUGAGUUCAAACCUCCAACUGAGCAGGCAGCUGCUGUUCCACUUGCAGAGCUCCCUGAGGAAGGAGAACUUUCUCCAGUGCGGCAGGAAGUACCAGGAGAGCCUCCAAAACCAUCUGAGGGUAUUGAACCUUCUGCAAGUUACCAGGAGUUUCCAGGUGAGACUCUAAGUCUCCCUGAAGAAAUUAAGCCUCCUUCAAUAGAGCAAGAGGCCCCACCCGCUCCUCCAGAGCUCCCUGAGGAGAGUGAAACUCCAAUCCGUCAGGAGGCUCCAGCUUUGUUUCCAGGGCCCCAUGAGAAAGUCAAACCUCCAGUCCAACAGGAAACCCCAGCACAGCCAUCAAAUCUACCCCAGGAGGUUAAACCUCCAACCCAACAGGAGGCACCAGUUCAGCCUGCAGAGCCCAUUGAGGAGGUUGAACCUUCUCAGAUUUAUCAGGAAAUCCCAGUACAGCCUCCAAAGCCUCCCCAGGAGGUCAAACCUUCAACCCAGCAUGAAGUCCCAGGAUUACCCACAGAGCUCACUGAGGAGGUAAAACCUCCAGUCCAGCAGGAAACCCCAGCACAACCUCCUGAACCUCCUCAGGUUAAACCUCCAACACAGCAUGAGGCCCCAGCACAGCCUUCAAAGCCCUCUGAGGGUAUUGCACCUUCUCAAACUCAGCAGGAAUUACCAGCUAAACCUUCAAAGCCCUCUGAGGAAAGCACACCUUCUCCAACCCAGGAGGAGGCCCCUGCUCAGGCUUCUCCACAAGAAGCCCCAGGUCAGCUUCCAGAGGAACCUGAGGAGGAUGAACCUCCUUCAAACGUGCAGGAGACCCCACCUGAGACUUCAGAGCCUCCUACAGAGGUGGAAGCCCCAGUUCAGCUUCCAGAAUGCUUUGAGGAGGUAAACACUUCUUCAGCUCAGCAAGAGGUGCAGGCAGAGCCUUCUCCAGCUCAGCAGGAGGCCCCAGAUCAGCCUCCAGAGCCCCCUAAGGAAAUCGAGCCUUCUCCAGGCCAGCAGGAGGCCCCAACUCAAUCUCCUGAGCCCCUUAUGCAGGCAGAGCCAUCUCCAAUUCAGCAAGAGGCCCCAUCUCAGCCUCCAGCCCCCCCUCAGGAAGUUGAGUCUUCUCUAGCCCAAGAGAGCCCAAUUCAGAUUCCUGAGCCUCCUAUGCAGGUAGAACCUUCUCCAACCCAGCAAGAGGCCUCAUCUCAGCCUCGAGAGCCCCUUAAGGAAGUUGAACCUUCUCCAGUCCAGCAAGGAUUCUCCACUCAGUCUCUUGGGCCACCUAUGCUGGUAGAAGCUUCUCUAGCUCAGCAGCAGAUCCCAUCUCAGCCUCCAGUGCCCCCUAAGGAACUUGAGCCUUCUCCAGCCCAGCAGGGAGCUGUAACUCAGGCUCCUGAGUCCCCUAUGCAGGUCGCACCUUCCUCAACUCAACAGGAGGUCCCAUUUCAGGCUACAGAGCCUCCUAAAGAAAUUGGGCUUUCUCCUACUCAGGAGAUUCCACCUCAGUCUCCAGAACUUCCUAACGGGACACCAUAUCCAGUACUGCAGCAGGUCUCCAAUCAACCUCCACAGCCCCCUGAAUUAGUGGGCCAUCCUUCUCCAGUCCAGCAGGAAACCCCUACUCCAUUUAAAGAGCCCCCUGCAAAUUCAGAGCAGGAGAUGCCAACUGCACUUCCAGAACCCCCUAAAGAGGCAGAACCUUCUCCAGUCCGGAUGGAGUCUCCAGCUCUACCUCCAGAGUCCUCUGAGAAUAACCAACCAUCUCCAGCCCAACAGGCAGCCUCUGCCCUGCCUGCAGAACCCCCUAAAGAAGUUGAACUUUCUACAAUCCAGCAAGAAGUCCCAGUUUCACCUUCAGGUGAAAUAGAGCCUUCUCCAUCCCUGCAGGAAGUCCCACCUCAGGUUCCUGAGCCCUCUAACGAGGCUGUGCCUUCUCCAAUCCAGCAGGAGGUACAAGUGCAUCUUUCAGAGCCCCAUAAAGAGACGGAGCCUUCUGCAGUCCAGCAGGAGACUCCAUAUCAGCCUCCUAUGCCUGCUAAUGAGGUGGAAUCUUUAAUCCAGCAGGAAGCUCCAACACAGCCUUCAGAGCCUACUGAGAUGGUGGAAUCUUUGACAACCCAACAGUGGACCCCAGCUCAACCUCUGGAACCUCCUAAGGAGGGUGUGGCUCAACAUCCAGUGUUCGAUGAGGUGACAAUUCCACCAACAGGCCAAUAUCAAGCUCAGUGUUUAAGUUUGCCCAGCGUUACAGCUCAACAUAUUGACCUGGACCUUACCAUAACCCCAGAACACACUAUGGAAGGUGGUGACCAUUCUACAACCCCACAGAAGACUACAACUUCUCCAAAUUGCCCUGAGGUGACACUUGUACAUCCGGAGCAGGUUCAGGUUCAGCAGCCAAACCUGACUGAAGUCACAGUUCAACCAGCGGACUUGGAGAUUACUAUAACUCCAGAACUUUCUCCAACAACACUGGCAGAAUGA